AUGGGGGCCCUUCGGAUGCUGUUCCUGCUCCCGCUGCUUCGGGCAGCCGACGGGGAUUCUGGAGAUGGCGUGGAGGCCGAGGAAGUAGUCGCUGUGCUUCAGGAGUCCGUCAGCCUUCCCCUGGAGGUACCAUUCAAUGACAAGGUCGAGGACGUCAUCUGGUCCUCUCGCAUAAGGCUUGCCACGGUGGUUCCGGGGAGAGAGGGACAGCCGGCUACCAUCAUGGUGACCAACGCUCGAUACGCGGGCAGAGUGAGCUUCCCGGACCCCAGCUACUUCCUGCUCACCAGCAAUCUGAGCUGGGAGGACUCAGGGCCUUACAAGGCUCAGGUCAACCUGAGGACGUCCCAGAUCUCCGCCAGGCAGCGUUACAGUCUCCGUGUCUACCGUGAGUCGAGGCUGGGAAUUCUAAAGCUGCUUUUUGGGGCUCUCCUGGGCUUUGCACGCAGAGGAGUAGUGGUCUCAGGACUCAGGGCUGUGGUUUGA
Molecule: messenger RNA, 486 nt
Organism: Puma concolor (puma)
Lineage: Eukaryota; Metazoa; Chordata; Mammalia; Carnivora; Felidae
Source: RefSeq, a predicted model, not a curated record